Molecule: messenger RNA, 1302 nt
Organism: Fusarium tjaetaba
Lineage: Eukaryota; Fungi; Ascomycota; Sordariomycetes; Hypocreales; Nectriaceae
Product: riboflavin transporter MCH5
Exons: 2
Coding region: 1-1302 (433 amino acids)
Biological process (GO): transmembrane transport
Cellular component (GO): fungal-type vacuole membrane
Molecular function (GO): transmembrane transporter activity
Source: RefSeq, a predicted model, not a curated record
AUGGCUGAUCAAGACAACUUCAUAAAGCUUCAGGACCAGGCACUCUCUGAUUCCGGCAACAAUAUGGACCAAGAGAAGAACGUACCAAAUGACCCUCUUGAUCCUUCGCCUGCACCAGAUGGAGGUCUCCAAGCAUGGCUGGUAGCAGCUGGAUCAGCCUGCAUCUUCUUCUCAUGCCUCGGUUUCGCCAACUCUUUUGGUGUUCUACAAGAAUACUACAUAACUCACCAACUUCAAGGACAUUCAGAAGAUGCAAUCGCUUGGAUUGGAUCCAUCUCGACUUUUAUUCAAUUCGCUGUUGGGGCUUUGAGUGGUCCAAUGUUUGAUCGAUAUGGUUCCUGGGUCCUCCGCCCAGCCGCCGUUACCUACGUAUUCGCGACCAUGAUGACGAGUUUAUGCACCGAAUAUUGGCAGUUCAUGCUUGCUCAAGGUAUCCUCAUGGGCACCGCAAUGGCUUUCCUCCAGAUCCCCGCCUUCGCUGCCGUUUCCCAAUACUUUGACAAGAAGAGAGCCGCUGCUUUCGGAAUAGCCGUGUCAGGCUCCUCUAUCGGCGGAGUUGUCUUUCCGAUCGCAUUGUCAAAGAUGUUGAACGACUCGUCUCUUGGUUUUGGCUGGUCCAUCCGCAUCAUGGGCUUUGUCAUGAUACCUCUCAUGACCUUUUCAUGCAUGGCGGUCAGACCCCGUCUGCCCAGCAGAAAGACUUCGUUCUUCCUGGUUGAGCCUUUCAAAGAUCCUUUGUACUUGCUUGUCAUAGGAUCUCUGUUCUUUCUCUUCAUCGGCAUGUUUGCUCCGCUCUUCUUCAUCCCGACUUAUGCAGUCUCACGAGGUGUCAACCCUACGUUGGCGUCAUAUCUACUCGCCAUUACGAACGCUGCGUCAACCUUUGGCCGUAUCAUCCCGGGAGUACUGGCAGACAAAUAUGGUCGUCUGAACAUGUAUUCCCUCGGAGGACUAUGCACGGGAGUUGUCAUUCUCUGCAUGAACGAGGCAAAGACCACAGCAGCCUUGGUGGUUUAUGCUCUCGUAUUUGGCUUUUGCUCUGGAACAAUCAUCUCCGGUGUGUCAGCAGCCUUCACACUCGUGUCAAAGGAUGCAAGAAACAACGGGACAUACAUGGGAAUGGGACUGGCUGUGAGCUCUUUUGCAGCUCUGAUCGGUCCGCCUGUCAACGGUGUUCUUGUGAGCAAGUAUGGAGGUUUCUUUCAGGUUUCUGUCUUUAGUGGUGUUAUGUGCUUGUUUGGUGGAUGCCUUGCUACUGUGGCUAAGGCGUGGACUGAUAAGGGAAUAUUUGGCCGCAUCUGA